Quercus lobata is the source of this 969-nucleotide messenger RNA. RefSeq lists its product as uncharacterized. Bases 46 to 969 code for a protein of 307 amino acids. The record is from RefSeq and is a predicted model, not a curated record. Lineage: Eukaryota; Viridiplantae; Streptophyta; Magnoliopsida; Fagales; Fagaceae. The transcript is spliced from 2 exons.
UUUACACAAUAUUUUAUAUGUGUUUUUUGUCCUAUUAAUUAUAGCAUGGGUAAGAUAUCAAAGAAGAAUGGUGGAGAUCCAAGCAAAGAAGUACAAUGGAGUAGUGUUAUGGAUGAUGCUUUAGUGGAUGCUUUUUUACAUCAGGUGAUCAUAGGUGGUAGAGUUAAUGGAACUUUUACCUCUAAGGCAUAUGAUGAUAUAGUGAAAGAAUUGGUUGAAAAAUUUAACAUGGAGAUUAACAAGGAUAAGGUGAAAAAUCGACAAAAGACACUGAAGAAGAAUUUUCAUGAAUGCUAUGACAUAUUUAAAGAUGGAUUGAGUGGUUUUGGAUGGAAUGAUUCUUUAAAUAUGUGGACAGCUGAACCAGAAGUUUGGGAGCCACUCAUAGCGUCUAAACCUGCAGCCAAAAAGUGGAUGACAACACCUAUACCCAACUACCCUAAAAUGGCACAACUUUGGGCCAAAGAUAGAGCAAAAGGUGAUCAUGCUGAAACUGCAAAGGAGAAACGUGCUAGGUAUGCUGCAUCGACCACUAUUGAUGAGAUUGAUAAUUUGAUAUCUCAAAAUGAAGCUUCUUUGGAAAACUUUGAAGUGGAAGAUGAUCAGAGGUCACCAGAAAUUAAUGUUGCACGUUCUCGAGUAUCAUCACAAGAUGCAAUGUCUUCUAAAAGCAAGAAAAGACGACUGGCAGAAGAUGAUGAACUCGGGAAUGUAAUUUCUCAGUCAUUUGAUAAUGUAUCAAAAGUAAUUGAUAGGGCGACUGAGGUUAUGGCAAAGUGUUUUUCAAAGUCAUAUGGAGCAGAAGUUCACACAGCUUUGGGCGUACUGGACUUAGAUCCAAUAUCAAAGACUGAGGCUUACAUAUUUUUGAUGGAAAAUCCAACAUAUAAGAAGAUGUUCUUUGGUUGCCCAGAUCAUGAGCGCAAAUGUGUCUUACUGACACUAAUGUCUAGGCCUAAAAAUUAUUAA